Molecule: messenger RNA, 1237 nt
Organism: Siniperca chuatsi (mandarin fish)
Lineage: Eukaryota; Metazoa; Chordata; Actinopteri; Centrarchiformes; Sinipercidae
Product: olfactory receptor 11A1-like
Exons: 1
Coding region: 104-1024 (306 amino acids)
Biological process (GO): G protein-coupled receptor signaling pathway
Cellular component (GO): membrane
Molecular function (GO): G protein-coupled receptor activity; olfactory receptor activity
Source: RefSeq, a predicted model, not a curated record
UGCAUUUCAAGGUACAACUGAAUAAGACAAUCUGAUGCAGGUUACAUGAGACUUCAAGUAGCGUACCUGUUUUAUUCAUAACAUUUUGUUUUAGACAACUUUAAUGGAUAAUACAUUGAAUGUAACAUUUAUCACUCUUGGUGGGUAUGUGGAAGUGGAAAAAUACAGAUAUGUUUAUUUUGUGAUCAUGUUUACAGCAUAUAUUCUAAUUAUUUGCAGUAAUUCUACUAUUGUGUUCAUCAUAAUGAUUCACAAAUCCCUCCAUGAGCCUAUGUACAUUUUCAUUGCAGCUCUGUUAAUCAACUCUGUUCUUUACAGCACUGCUAUCUACCCAAAGCUUCUGAUUGACUUUUUAUCUGAAAAACAGAUCAUAUCAUAUUCAGCCUGUCUCUUUCAGUGGUUUAUAUUUUACUCUCUAGUUGGUUCAGAAUUCUUACUGUUGGCAGCCAUGGCUUAUGACAGGUAUGUGUCAAUAUGUAAACCUCUGCAAUAUCCAACUAUCAUGAGAAAAACAACUGUCAAUCUUUUCUUGGUUUUGGCUUGGCUUGUGCCUGCUUGUCAGCUUGCAGUGCCAAUUGUACUGAAUGCUAAUAAAAAACUCUGUAACUUUACUUUAAAAGGAAUAAUUUGCAACAGCACAGUUUACAAACUUCACUGUGUGAGUUCAGGAGUGCUAAAUAUAUAUGGCUUGAUUUCUUUAGUAAAUCUUGCACUUUUCCCUGUGCUCUUCAUACUUUUCACAUACACCAGGAUAUUCAUAAUAUCCUAUCGAAGUUGUAGAGAAGUCAGGAUAAAAGCUGCACAGACCUGUUUACCCCACCUGAUAGUUUUAAUCAACUUUUCCUGUUUAACUGCAUAUGAUGUACUGCUACUACGACUGGAAACUGAUUUCCCCCAAACUGUACGUUUAAUUAUGACGUUACAAAUAGUAAUGUAUCAUCCUCUCUUUAAUCCAAUUAUGUAUGGCCUAAAAAUGAAAGAAAUUUAUAAACACCUCAAGAGAUUGUUCUGCAAAAUGGUCUGAUGGAUUAACACUGAUAACUGUUGUACCGACAUUGUUUUGUGUCAUAAUAAAGCAGAGAUGUGAUUUCUCUGAACAUGUAAAGGCUUGUUUCUAAAACACUAAUGCACAGAGCAUCUUCCACUUCUUUCUUCUAAUGAACAACAAAUGACCCUGUAAGUAAGUGAAACUUUGUUAAAUAAAGGCCAAAAUAAAUGUAUUGUCUUCUGAACUCUG